AUGAAGGUUUUCUCCACCAUCCUUGAGGCCAUCAACUAUCAUGCCUCUGAAACCCCAGAUAAGGUUGUAAUCACCUGGGUUGAUAUCAGGUGCCAGGAACAGAACAAGAUGACAUUCAAGCAGCUGGAAAAUGAAUCCAAUGCUGUGGCGGCUCGUCUUCUCAAAUUGGGAUGCAAGAAAGGUGAUCGCGUCAUGGUGGCAUACCCCUUUGGCCUUGAGUUCUUGGCUGGAAUGUUUGGAGCCAUGAAGAUUGGAGUUAUCCCCUGUUCCAUCUAUCCACCCAAUCCCAAUCAGCUCAAGACAGAUAUGCCCAAGUUCCGUGGAUUUGCUGAGGAUGCUGGAGCCAAGUAUGCUCUUUCGACUAACGUGUUUGCUGCUGCCAUGACCGCAGCAAGUGUCCUCUACAAGUCUGGUGUUACGUGGAUCGGAACAGACAAACUACCAAUCAAGAAGAGCAAACCCAACAAGCCCAAAGAUUACGAGACAUUUGUGGGAGAACCAGAAGACAUCUGCUUCAUCCAAUACACAUCCGGUAGUACUGGUCGCCCAAAAGGAGUCAUGAUCGGUCACCACAAUCUUGUGGAAAAUAUUCGUGGUAUUUCCUGCAUGUCAGAUACUGAUGUACUCAGUUCAACUGUUGCAGCCCUGUGGGUUCCUCAAUAUCAUGACAUGGGGCUUGUGGCUGGGUUCAUGUCUACCAUAUAUGGAGGUAUUCAUCUUGUUAUGGCAUCCCCUUUGGAUUUUAUUGCCAAUCCUCUGCUCUGGAGUGAUAUGGUAGAGACCUACAAGGCCACCCUUACCUGUGCCCCCAACUUUGCCUAUGCCUUGCUCCUCAAGAGGUUGCAACAGGCCAACCGAACAGCUGACUGGAGUUGUGUAAGGCGAGCCAUGUUUGGGGGUGAACCUUCUCAAAGUCACAUUGUGGCUGCAGUGGCCAAGACCCUCUCCAUCAAGCCUGAGAAUUUAUACAACAUCUAUGGUAUGGCCGAAUCAGUGGUGUUUCUUACUGGCGGCCCAGCUUAUCCGGAUUCCGAGGGGCUGGUCAGCUGUGGCGAAGUAAACUCCCCAACCCUUAGGCUCCGAAUUGUCGAGGAUGGAAAAGAGGUUAAAGAAGGACAUGUUGGAAGUAUCUGGGCCCAGUCACCUAGAGUGGCAGCUGGUUACUAUGGCCAGUCUGAGCUAAGCACCGCUGCCUUUGCAAAUGCAUUGCCCAGCUAUGAUGGAACCUGGCUAGACACAGGAGAUUUGGGAAAGAUCGUGGAUGGGCAGCUCUAUGUCACCGGACGAGUCAAAGACGUCAUCAUUAUCAAUGGCAAGAACUACUAUCCAUCUGAUUUGGAGCUCUCUAUUGAUGAUCUCUUCGGUCAUGAUAUCCGCCCAGGCAGAACCACUGCCUUCCAGCAUGGGGAAGACAGUGUUGGUAUCACAGUGGAGGGCCGCAAGGGCUUUGAGAAAUCAUCAAAAUCAGACUUGGCUGUCCACAUAGCCAAUCAUGUGUCUCAAGUGCAUGGGCUGUUUGCUGUUGAGGUAGUUGUUCUCAAGCUUGGUGUGACACCAAAGACAACCUCUGGAAAGCUUAAGAGGAGUCUGAUCAGGCAGACUACUCUUGCAAGUGAGUGGAAAGCAUCAUCUGUGCUGCUACACUUUGAACGGAGGGAAGUUGUUGCUCCUCUUGCCAAGGACUAUAAAGAGCAGCUGCAUGUUGCUGUUGUGGGAGCUGGAGCUGCUGGCCUAGUCACAGCACUACGAUUGGCUCAACGAAACAUCAACGUCACACUGCUGGAACGCAAUGAGAAAAUUGGCGGACAUGCUAGACACGUGGAAGUUUUUGGGCAUGAACGGAAUCCUGCUUUCGGUGUGUUUCUUGCAGAAGAGUCACCAAAUCUAAUCGCUCUGACUGAAGAACUUGAAGUAGAGGCACUUUGCCUUGCUGAGUCCAGACACUCUCGAGGCAUUGUCACAAUGGGAGAGAAGGAAAUUCCUUCCGUGUCACAAGCUGAAGCAAACCGUUUUAUUGGACAAAUGCAGAUCAUACACAAAGCUGGUACUGGGCAAGAUGAGACAAUUGGCCAGUACUUCAUUCGGAGUCGAUUUGAUCAACAUUUCAUUGUCUACUUCUACAUUGGCAAAAUUGUUAGCUUUUUCCCUGGGCAAACAAUCCAAGACUACCUCAAUAUUCCACUGGAACUAGUUGCUUGGUUUGUUGUCUCUGCAAGCAUCAGCAAGAACGAUCUUUUGCGGCUACGUAACAAGGACUACAUGCAAAGAUUUGAAUCUACACUGAGGAGCCUGGGUGUUGAAAUGAGGACCAAUGUUUCUACUGAGGUAGUAAGCCGUGAUGCUACUGGCGUCACAAUAAGAACCAGCAAGAAUGACAACGAGGAGAUACUGGAGGUUCACAAGCUUGUGCUGGCUGUUCCGCCAAAUUCGGCAGUCAAAGUUCUUGGUUUAGGCAUGUCACCCCAAGAACAAGUGCUGGCUGAAUUUUAUUGCCCUCUGGAAACUGUUGUGCUUCACCAGGACUCAAAAUGGUCAGAUCUUACAGAACCCAACAAAAUCGUGGCAAAUAUUCCAGAUUAUGGGGCAUCAUUGCCAUCUUUCAAUGAUACAGUUCCAAUCACAACCUCCCUAGUAAGCGACACUGACCACAAAACACCCGUCUACGUUACACAUGCAUAUGCCACACAUGAAAAGCUUGAGUUUGAUUCUCCAGUGGAAAAGAUGUCUUUCACACACACAAAAAUCACAUGCAAAACUAUCCAGCUCAGAAACUCUUUGCUGCAGAAUCAAGGGAAGCAUUCUACCUACUUUGCUGGUGGAUGGACACGAGGGAAAAUGCUACAUGAGGAUGCCGUUGUUAGUGGAAUCCUCGCUGCCAAUGCAAUACUUGAAGCUUGCAGUAUGGUUCCACAUCCAGUUCUAGAGAGAGAGACACCUGUGCCAUCCAAUCAGUUGAUCAGCAAAGCGGUCGCUGAGGUGGUACUGUCAGAUAUCCAGGCACCAACCAACAUCAACUUUUCUGCUAGAUAUGCCAAUGUAGUCAUGUCUGUUUUUGGGUCAGAGUUUGACUCAUCCAAGACAUGGACAGAGAAUGGACUUACCUCCCUAAAGAGUGCUGAGCUGAGGAAUAAGCUGGAGGAAGCCAUGCAUGUGGUACUUCCCGCAAACUUCGAACAGCUUCACCCAACACCGAAGGCACUUUCUGCCUUCUUGGAAGCAUCAGAAGGCAGAGGCUUUCCUAUUGAUCAAGCAUGCACCCACUCCGACGUCCUUUGGAGUUCAACAAGAUCUAAGCUCAGCAAACUUCAGCUUGGAGUCCUGCAGACUUUUGGCUCCAUUGUGAUCCUUCAACUGCUGUUAAUUUCCGUUGUUCCGUCCUUCUUUCUUGUCUCAUGGGUAUUGGACCAAUGUGGUUCAAGUGAAACCGGCGUUUGCAAUGGUCCAUUGAAUUGGGUGCUCUUGCCUGCAACUUUCCCUCUGUUCAUCCUCUCCUUCUCAUUGAUUGUGGUAUUCUGCAAGUAUGCUGUCAUUGGAACAUACCGUCAUCAUCAUUUUGAGCUCUUGUCGUGGAGCUAUCUUCACUGGUGGUUCAUGGACAGGCUCAUGGAAGUAUGGGAGUCUCUUGUGGGACCAUUUUAUGUGGAAACGAAGUACAUUUGGAUCUUCUACUGGCUGCUUGGAGCAGAUCUGGCAUGGUCUGCCAAGAUUGAAUCCUUCAUCCGUGAAUUUGAUCUUGUCAAAGUGGGGGGGAAUGCCACUAUUGGGUAUCCCAUCAAGUGCAGGAAGUUCUCUCUUUCCAAUGAAACUAGCCCACUGAUGACCUUCCGUCCCAUUGUGGUUGAAAGCAACAGCCAUGUGUCUGGCAUGAUUGGCCCUGGAGCCAAGAUUGGAGAUGGCAGCAAAGUGGAGAAGCUGUCAGUUGUCCAAGAGGGAGCAUUAGUUCCUGACGGUGUUCUUGCCAGAGGAAACCCAGCAUACAAUGCUGGCUCGUUCAAACACCAAAAAGCAAGCUCUGCUGAAGAAUCUAUGUUGGAUGUCUUCAAGAUAGUUUGGACAAUCUUUGAAGCUUAUCAUUUCUUUAUGCUUUCCUAUUUGGUGCAUGCCACACUCAGCCUGAUUUUGCCUUCUUGGCGAUACAGUGGCAUUUUGCAUUGGAUCUUGCUAUUUCCGAUGGCAUCCUUCCUUGCUCUGCUCACCAGCAUUGCCCUAAAGUGGCUUUUGAUUGGUAAAAGAGAUCCAUCAGAUAAAUAUGAGGGUUCUCUGUGGCGGCGAGCAACCAACUGGGCGUGCGACUUCCACUUUCACAUCGCAGCUUGGCCCAUCACUCCAUUUAUUGGUCAUUCCAAACUCUGGACUAUCAUUCUUUUUUCCCACGGCCUGGAUGUCGACAUGGUUUCAGAGCUGAAUAUCAACCCUCAUACCCAAUUCACUCCCUCCAGGGUUGACUAUGUCAAGAUUCGCAACUCCUUUCUUAGCACUAUCUCUCUUGAUCUGAACCAUGAAUGUGCAGAUCGAACGAUUGAGAUCAUCAACAGCAGCAUUGGUUAUGGGGUGAACCUUCAUGCUGGCAUUAGAAUUUUGCAUUCUGUUCUCCCUCCAAGAGCGGAUGUGUCUGAAAGUGUCAUGGACUUGAACCAAUCGGGCCUGACUUUCCAACCGAACUUGAUUCUGGACAUGGUCGUACCUGAAAUCGCACAACAGGCGUUGAAUGUGGUCCUUUUUGCAUCCAUCAUACCUUCCUUUGAAGUUGGGCAUGUGGCUACAACAAGCUCAUCAGCCACCAGUGCUGUGCUAGGUUUGAUGGCUGCUGUUGUGUUGCAAAUGACUGUAUGGAACCUCUCCUCCAUGGCAUUUGAACGGAUACUCUUGAAUCUACCUUCUCGGGCUCAGCAAGUUUUGUUUGGGGCAUACAUCAAUCAUGUUUGGCUUUUCCGUGUUCGAAACUGGCUUGUUUACCUUCUGUAUGGAACACCCAUGUUUGGACAGUAUGCGAGCAUGAUGGGUGCUGAGGUGGAUGGUGAUCUCUGGUUUUUUGGCCAUACACUUUAUGAAUUUGGCCGGCUCCACUUUCGCGGCUGCACCAUUAUUGACAGUUCUUACGUGAGCGGUCACUUUAUUGAUGGAAAUGGGCUAUCAAUUGAUGACACUAUUAUGUCUGGGGUUCUCCAUCCUGGGUGUGUUGCUAUUGCAGGUUCUGUUGGAUUUGGAGAAAAUGGUCCUUGGAAGCUCUUCUUAACAAGUGGUGAUGGUACCAAGGAAUCGACACAAACACCACCAGGGGAUGCCACCUCCAACCAUCUUGGUUCAUCUCUCUCAUUGCCUGUUGGCAAUGAUCCUGCCAAUAACAACCAUUCAAGUCAAGGUCUCCAAGGUGCAAGCCUCAGUGGCUACUCGGCCCAGCAGGACCUGGAAACCUGUGAUUUUGAAGUAUAG
Molecule: messenger RNA, 5433 nt
Organism: Seminavis robusta
Lineage: Eukaryota; Bacillariophyta; Bacillariophyceae; Naviculales; Naviculaceae
Source: the annotation of a GenBank genome assembly